Molecule: messenger RNA, 822 nt
Organism: Corticium candelabrum
Lineage: Eukaryota; Metazoa; Porifera; Homoscleromorpha; Homosclerophorida; Plakinidae
Product: U1 small nuclear ribonucleoprotein A-like
Exons: 6
Coding region: 98-739 (213 amino acids)
Biological process (GO): mRNA splicing, via spliceosome
Cellular component (GO): U1 snRNP
Molecular function (GO): U1 snRNA binding
Source: RefSeq, a predicted model, not a curated record
UGCGUGAGUCUACUUCGUCAGUAGGAGGAAUCAACGAUUUUCUAACCGAUCUCAACGUUGAGAUUUGAGAACCGUGUGUUGAAGUAUCGGUGUUGUGAUGGAGAUUCCUCCCAAUCAGACUAUUUAUGUGAAUAAUUUAAAUGAAAAGAUCAAGAAGGAAGAACUGAAAAGAAGUCUGUAUGCCAUAUUUUCACAAUUUGGCGCCAUUCUUGACAUUGUAGCAAUGAAGACUUUGAAGAUGCGCGGACAAGCGUUCGUUGUGUUUAGAGACAUUGGAUCUGCAACUAACGCGCUACGGUCCAUGCAGGGAUUCCCAUUCUAUGACAAACCAAUGAGAAUUCAGUUUGCCCGGUCAAAGUCAGACGUUAUCUCUAAGCAGGAUGGAACAUUUGUAGAAAGAAAACGAGAGAAACGGAAACCAGAUGAAGACAAGCCCAAACCAGCAAAGAAGAAGGCGUCUGAAGGAGGACAGCGACAGACCCAACAGAGAAGUGGACCAGAGCUUCCAAAUAAGAUUUUAUUUCUUACAAAUUUACCAGAAGAAACGAGUGAAAAGAUGUUGGAGAUGUUAUUCAAACAAUUUCCCGGUUUUAAGGAGGUUCGCCUUGUUCCUGGACGGCAUGACAUUGCAUUUGUUGAGUUCGACUUGGAGUUACAAGCUGGCCAGGCCAAGGAAGCUUUGCAGGGCUUCAAGAUUUCACCAAACAAUGCAAUGAAGAUAACAUAUGCUAAGAAAUAACUUGUAGCUUUUGCUGAUGGUGUACAGUUGAAUGAAUGACGUUCAUGUUCAUGUAGAGUCAAUAGCAAUGUUUGGCUGUAAGA